Molecule: messenger RNA, 1445 nt
Organism: Dalotia coriaria
Lineage: Eukaryota; Metazoa; Arthropoda; Insecta; Coleoptera; Staphylinidae
Product: inhibitor of growth protein 3-like
Biological process (GO): regulation of DNA-templated transcription
Cellular component (GO): NuA4 histone acetyltransferase complex
Source: RefSeq, a predicted model, not a curated record
GCUUUACAUAUACCAGCGCCAUCUGGUUGAGAAAUAUCUACCUAGAGAAAGACACAAAACAAACCAAACAUUGAUUAAUUUUUUCGUACAAAUUCCACCCCUUGUGUUUGUCUGACACAAAAUAAGGAAAAUCCACAUCUUAUACCACAGCGUCGCUACGCAAACCACAAUCGUUUCGCCGUAAAACCAAUCCAAACAACAUGCUGUACCUUGAGGACUAUUUAGAAAUGAUUGAACACCUCCCCAGAGUUACGGAUCGCUUUACGCAAAUGCGCGAGCUCGAUUUGUCUGUACAAAAUAAUGUCGACACGCUCGAGAAGCGCGUGAAGAAUCUCUUCAACGACUGCAAACGCGUACCGGAGAUAACCCCGAAUCACGCUGAAUUCCAGAACAUCCGCCAGGAGUACCACAAAACCCUAGAGGAUGCCGAUGAGAAAGUACAUCUAGCAAAUACAAUGUAUGACUUGGUAGAUAAAUACCUCAGGAGGCUAGACACUGAACUACACAAGUUCAAAUGUGAGCUUGAGGCGGACAAUAAAGGCAUAACCGAAGUCCUGGAAAAACGCAGUUUAGAAUUAGACACACCACUAUCAAGUGGCGCGCUGAGUUCACAAAAAGAAAACCGAUACGAGAGAUACAAUCGUCCACGCACCGAGAAACGUCGCGAUAGCAGCACGAACGUGAAUAGUUUCCCGGAGAAACGCCAAGCUGUUAAUAUCACUCAGGCAGAACCCCGCGGACAUAAUUCCCUAUCGAAUUCAUCCAGCGUUGUCACACCAACAAGUAAUUCACCAUCACCGCAAUUUAAUCUUGGCCAAAUCGGUGCUGGACAAGCAAUUGCCACGGCUGCAUCGCAAGCAAUCGCCGCAACGCAACAAAUGCAGCAGGGAAGACGCACGGCAAGCUUGAAAGCAUCCUAUGAGGCUGCCCUGACUGGUUUGAACAUGCAUGAGCUGGCGAUUGGGAAAGAUCUCGCCGGGCUGCACACACCGCGUUCCAACAAUCAAUUGUACAAGACACAACAAAAGAAACAGAAAAAGGUGUCGACUAGCAUCCAGCAGGUGAUAACUGCACCAGCGGGGAGUUCAACACCCGGAUCCCCAGCUGUAGAUGUACAAACACAGGAAGUAACCGAUGGGGAGUGGACGUAUGAUCCGAAUGAACCGAGAUAUUGUUUGUGCAAUCAAGUCUCUUAUGGAGACAUGGUCGCUUGUGACAAUGAGGAAUGUCCUUCCGAAUGGUUUCAUUAUCCUUGUGUUGGUAUCACUGCACCACCGAAAGGAAAAUGGUAUUGCCCGCAAUGUGUUACAAUGAAACGCCGUUCUCGAAAGAAUUAAAUUUGUUAAUAUGAGGUGGGCGGUGUAGUAUUAUUAAUUAAAUAAGAUUAAUUACGUAAAGCCCAAAAUGACAAGAAAAUAAAUAAAUAAGCAACAAUACAAGACAUU